AAAACUUUUUUCCAGGUAAAAAGAACAAUGGAAAAUGGCCAGGAAUUAGGCGAAGAAAUAACAGUAAAGAAAAUCAUCACAAAUGUCAACCAACGAUCGCAGAAUUACAACUUUAAUACAAACAGUCAGAGGGUCAGUCAGCCAAGCACAGGCACAACACGGGCUCUACUGGAUAGAAUAACAUUUGAGAGUGAAAAUUUAAAAGUUAGCCAAAGUGAGAACUCUUCAAGAAGGAAUAGUGAUGACGGGGGAAGAACUAAGAAGGAGAAACUUAGAGAAGAUGGCACCAGCUCAGAACCUCCAACCGCUUGUAUAACGAACUAUAAUGCAUGGAACGACAUAGCGAACUCGACGUCCACAACCAGAACUGAACUCAGUACCUCCGAUGAAGCUGUUGACCAUAUCCGAGAUCGUAGACGUAGCCACGACUCAGCUUUACCCAGCACUCCUACUGACCGGUCAGCUUGGAGAUCAGCUGAUAGCCUCGCACCAGACUCAGCUUUCGGUACUUCUCUUGCUGAUAUCAUGGAAAGUCCAGGUAAUAAGAUACAUUUACGAGACGAUAUAAGAUCGAGAGAGAGUUCAGAAGAAAGGAAAGCUAGAAUAUGUUGGAAGUUAGUGAAAAACGUUACAACAGCCGCCGGAGCAUUUAGUAAAAAAGGUACUCCAGCUCUACCCGGCACACCUCUACCUAGUUUUCAGUCAACGUCAAACAGUCAAAAUUCAAAUUAUCACGACGAUAGAAAACCGUCCGUACCGAAUUAUAAUAAUGUAAAAGAAAAUGAUAUUGGAGAAACUAGCCCUGAGGGUCUUGAUCCAGACUCGCUAAUGUUUCGAGACGGUAGACGCCGUAUCGACAUGGUUUUAGCGUACGAGGAAGAAGAUUUUGGAGUGAUGACGGAGGCUGAAGCUAAGAAGAGAGAUUAUAGGAGAACCUUUCAGGAAAACCUAAUAAAAGAAGGUCUAGAAUUAGAACUGGAGAACAAAUGUCUAUCGUUCGACGGUAAGACCUGGUUCCUCAAAAUCCACAUACCCUGGAAGACUGAAAUGAGACUCGCCGAGGUGAUUGGUAUGAAGCUGCCUACCAAGAGAUUUAUCACUAUAUCUGUUAGUGCUUGGAGUGACGAAGCCCAAGCUGAAAGAGACAAGAAAUGGUACACGAAGUGGCGUAGAAAAUGGAAAGAUUUGUACGAAUAUAAACACACAAGAAUCGAACCUGAACCCUCAUUUUAUGCUGCCACUGAUAAACAAGGUGUUAAGAGAGAGGAACAAUUUUUAGUAAAAGACAGAUACACGCAGUUUUCGCCAGCACAGCGCAGCUUACUUGUGAUGCAGAUUUUACUGCGAGUUAAAUACGACAACACUGAAACUAAGAUGGGCAUACGUCGUUUACUAAAUGAUGGCACAUAUUUAGCUUGUUUCCCCUUACACGAGGGUAGGUAUGAUAUGGAUAUGGAGGAUAAGAUGCAGACGGAUCGACGGCUAUUGUACUUAGAAUGGGCACGUCCUUGCAAAUGGUAUAAAAAACAACCCCUAUGGCUAGUCAGAAGGUACUUUGGCGAGAAAAUUGCGUUAUACUUCUGUUGGCUCGGCUUUUAUACCAAAAUGCUGUACGCACCGGCUAUAGUGGGGACAUUAUGCUUUUUAUAUGGUCUAGCUAGUAUGAAUUCCAGUGAUAAUAUACCUAGCAAAGAAAUAUGUGAUACAAACGGACCGGGGAACACAACUCUAUGUCCGUUGUGUGAUAAAGCCUGUCAGUACCAAAAUCUCUCCGAUUCGUGUCUCUUUGCAAAGUUGACGUAUUUAUUUGACAAUCCAGCAACUGUGUUCUUUGCUAUUUUCAUGUCUUUUUGGGCAACAACGUUUCUCGAGCUUUGGAAAAGGAAGCAAUCGGUUUUGAGAUGGGAGUGGGACUUAGGUGGUGUUGAUCAGGACGAAGACCCCCGUCCAGAAUUUGAAACUUCAGUGAAAACAUUCCGCACGAACCCAGUUACGAGAGAAAAGGAACCUUACCUGCCCGCCUGGCAGAAGACCAUGAGAUAUGUUGCUACUAGUUCCGCUGUUUUGUUUAUGAUCACCAUCGUAAUGGGAGCAGUACUAGGCACCAUAAUAUAUAGGAUAUCAAUGGUGUCAGUCAUCUAUGGAGGCACGGGGUUCUUUUUAAAGAGACACGCGAAAAUCUUCACUGCAAUGACGGCCGCGAUGAUCAACUUGACUAUGAUUAUGCUUCUGACACGGAUAUACGCUAAAGUGGCUGUGUACUUAACGAAUCUGGAAAAUCCGAGAACACAAACCGAGUACGAGGACUCUUAUACGUUCAAGAUAUUUUUCUUCGAAUUCAUCAACUUCUAUUCGUCUCUAAUUUAUAUUGCAUUUUUUAAGGGUCGUUUUUUUGACUACCCAGGAGACGAUCAAGCAAGGAAAUCGGAGUUUUUUAAACUGAAAGGAGAUAUAUGCGAUCCAGCCGGAUGUCUCUCUGAACUUUGCAUACAAUUGGCUAUCAUCAUGAUCGGGAAGCAGUGCUUUAAUAACUUCGUUGAACUUGGUUAUCCGAAACUGCAAAACUGGUGGCGAAGGAGAUCACACCGCGCCAUCACACGAGACCGGAGUCACGCGCACAUGGCCUGGGAGCAGGACUACCACCUCCAGGACCCCGGCCGGCUCGCGCUGUUCGACGAGUAUCUGGAGAUGAUCCUACAAUAUGGCUUCGUGACGCUCUUCGUAGCGGCCUUCCCCCUCGCCCCACUAUUUGCCCUGUUGAACAACAUCGCUGAAAUAAGGUUGGAUGCUUACAAGAUGGUGACGCAAGCCAGAAGACCCUUGGCAGAGAGAGUUGAAGAUAUUGGUGCAUGGUACGGAAUCUUACGCGGUAUAACGUACGCUGCAGUUGUUUCUAAUGCCUUCGUAAUAGCGUAUACAAGUGAUUUUAUACCACGUAUGGUCUACAAGUACGUGUAUUCGCCAGACAAUACCUUAGCCGGGUAUAUUGAUCAUUCAUUAUCAUUGUUCAACACGUCGGACUACCGCGAGGAGUGGGGCGCGGACGAGAACGAGGUGGACCCGGCCGUGUGCGCGUACCGCGGCUACCGCAACCCGCCGCAGCACAGCGACCCGUACGGCCUGUCGCCGCACUACUGGCACGUGUUCGCGGCCAGGCUCGCCUUCGUCGUCGUGUUCGAGCACGUGGUAUUCGGAUUAACCGGAUUAAUGCAACUCUUCAUACCGGACGUACCAACGGAACUCAAGAUACAGAUUCAGAGAGAACUGCUCCUUGCGAAGGAGGCAAAAUACGAACAUGGCAGACGAAGACUGUCGACCGAGUACAGACAGCUGAUCAGCCAGAACAUGGACGCUGGCAAUGUGCCAUCUCGCUGGCAACGUCGUACUUCUCGCGUUUCUGAUGCCCUGGACGCGCAUGUACCGGCCACGCCUACUUCUUAGACUUAUAGAAUACUUCUAGCAUAAUUCUAGAGUUUUUUUUUAUGUAGUCUUAAUGUAGACAAAUGUUGGUUUUAAUGUGUGUGUUCGGGGGGCGUUUAUAAACUACAUACAAGUGUAAUUUUAAUCGUUUUCUCGCAAACGAAAAAAAACGACUACAAUUUACAUUGUCAAGAUGUGGGUAGUUGAUAAAAUAUCAAUUUAAAUAUUAUUAGGCAUUAUUAGGAAUAAGUCAAAAAUAAGUCAUCAGAUAAAAAAAAAUUUU
Molecule: messenger RNA, 3703 nt
Organism: Melitaea cinxia (Glanville fritillary)
Lineage: Eukaryota; Metazoa; Arthropoda; Insecta; Lepidoptera; Nymphalidae
Product: anoctamin-4-like
Exons: 25
Coding region: 28-3441 (1137 amino acids)
Biological process (GO): chloride transmembrane transport
Cellular component (GO): plasma membrane
Molecular function (GO): protein dimerization activity; chloride channel activity
Source: RefSeq, a predicted model, not a curated record